GCCUCUCCCUGGUCUGUUCUGUUCUGUCUGACCAGGAAGAUGGUUUCAUGUGUCGCCUGCACUUCCAAUAACAGUCCUUGCUGAUCCUCCUCUCCCUCCUCCUCCUCCUGCUGCUCCUCGAACUCCCCGAUCGACCUUUCCCCCCCUAAUCAUGUCGCCUUCGCCUAGCCCUUCCUCCCUCUCUCCUACACGUCCUACCUCCUCUGUACCACCUUUUUCGCCUUCUUCCUCCUCUACUGCGGCCUCCCCCCGACCCACUCAAGCCCAAUUGACUCUCGCUGCUUUGGCCAGGUCGCCGUCAUCACCCCGGACUAUGCGAGGCUUGCGCAAGAUCAAGUCCCAUCAGAUCCUCUCCUCCCAUCCUCCUCCACCACCCUCAUCCGGACGCCUCUCGGCUGGCGCGGAGGAGCUUCCCGCGCCCGGACCCCAACUCGAUUCCCCCGUGCGGCUUCGCAGUACACAUCGCCGCGCACGUUCUAAUAGUGACGCUUCCUCCCGGGAGCCUCCCAUACUCACCGCGCACCGAAGACCCGGUAGAAAGACUGGGUCGGGAUUUGGAGUCAAGCGGUCGUUGCUUGAGUCGCUCUUGCGCGACGGUCCGCAAAAUGGGAACGUCCGAGAAGGACUAGAGGAGCUGCGUUAUCUUGUCCUCUCGACGCGAGUCGAAGCAGACGCAGAUGGCAUGUCUACCUACCGAGUUUAUCUCUGGCUCGUUCUCCUCGAUACGCCGCCCGUAUCGACCGACGAAUACCUGUCACUUAUCCAUCGAGGCCGUUCCCCCGCCUACGCUAAGAUUCGCAAUGAUACUUUCCGCACCCUAGCCACCGAUCCCCUUUUCAAACGACGCGUCACAGAAGCCAGUCUGAUCCGACUCCUUAAUGCUGUUGCGUGGAAGCUUCACGAUGCGAAGAGCAAGCGUCGCGCCCGUCCGCGACUCUCGACCGGUCGUCGGCGCGAGAUGGAGCUCCUUAUCAAUACACCCCCAAGCAUAGCGGAAGAGCCCUCCCCGAUGGGAAGCACUCCCGGGAGUGUGAUCAGCAACAGCACCAGCAGCGCUUUUGGUAGUCCUGGCAUCACAAAUGAGUCCGCUAUCUACGUGCAGGGAAUGAAUGUACUCUGCGCUCCGUUUCUCUAUGCCGCCCGCAGUGAAGUGGAGGCUUUCGCCUUGUUCCAUUCGUUCAUCCUCCGUGAAUGUCCGGGCUACAUCCGAGGAGCCAUGGAUGGCGUCCACCGGGGUCUGCGACUUGUCGAUCGAUGUUUGGAGAUCGUCGAGCCCAAAUUAGCAGCCUACCUCUUCUCCAAGGGGCUGCAGGCUGAGUUGUAUGCAUUCCCCUCUGUGUUGACCCUGUGUGCGUGCACGCCGCCCCUACCGGAGGUUCUGCAUCUCUGGGACUUCCUAUUCGCCUAUGGACCACAUCUGAACAUUCUAUGCAUCGUUGCGCAAUUGAUCCGAAUGAGGGAUAUGAUUCUCGAGAGUCCAAGUCCCAACAAAGUCCUCCGCUCCUUUCCUCCUCUCGACGCCAAGGAGAUCAUAGCCUUGACCGUCUUGCUGGUCCGCAAGAUUCCCGAACCGCUCUACGCCGAACUAAUCAACCACGCUAAAUGAAGCUCCUGCGCUUGCCCGCUUUGCUUAUUCGCCUUGCCCCUAGCCAGGCACAACUUAAGAUGCUCCCGAAUGAGCCCUAUCGCGGACUCGAGAAUCGAUGCAUUAGCUGACUCCCGCCUUCUCACCCCUCCUAUCCCAACUUCCCCGAGAAACAUACGAUACCCCUCUCCACCUAACCUAACCUACCUUAUCCAAACACAUAUGAUACCUGCUGCCAUGAGUUCCAACGAGAUGAAACGACCAUUU
Messenger RNA from Aspergillus brunneoviolaceus CBS 621.78, 1852 nucleotides. RefSeq names its product TBC-domain-containing protein. The record is from RefSeq and is a predicted model, not a curated record. Gene Ontology annotation, cellular component: mitotic spindle pole body. Gene Ontology annotation, biological process: negative regulation of septation initiation signaling; activation of GTPase activity. Lineage: Eukaryota; Fungi; Ascomycota; Eurotiomycetes; Eurotiales; Aspergillaceae. The transcript has 3 exons. Gene Ontology annotation, molecular function: GTPase activator activity. Bases 152 to 1606 code for a protein of 484 amino acids.